Helianthus annuus (common sunflower) is the source of this 467-nucleotide messenger RNA. Its product is annotated as 30S ribosomal protein S31, mitochondrial. The coding region runs from base 57 to 314 and encodes 85 amino acids. The transcript has a single exon. Lineage: Eukaryota; Viridiplantae; Streptophyta; Magnoliopsida; Asterales; Asteraceae. The record is from RefSeq and is a predicted model, not a curated record. Gene Ontology annotation, biological process: plastid translation. Gene Ontology annotation, cellular component: plastid; ribosome.
AUAAGUAAUAAGUUAUGAAUCAGGGAGGACAUUAUUCUAGGGUUUAAGCGGCGGCGAUGGCAAUGUUGAUGCAGCGAUGGGGGACGACGGCGAAACGACUGCUGGUCCUGACGGCUGAGCAGCGGUGUGGUUUCUCAUCAUCAUCGGCGCCUGUGUUGUGCGGUAGGGGGGAUAAGAAGACGAAGAGGGGGAAGAUUUUCAAAGGAAGCUACGGAAACUCCAGGCCCAAAAAGGAGAAGAAGAUUCAACGAAUCAAGGACAAGCUCGAGCUCCCCAGGUCUACUCCAUGGCCUCUUCCUUUUAAACUUAUUUGAUCUCUUCCUCUUUUCUUUCUUGCUUCUUUCUUUCUUUGUCAAAAAAAAAAAAAAAAUACUAAUUAACUAAUGUGCUUGCUUGCUACUGAAUAAUCCUUUCUUUAUCCAGCUGUGCUUUCGAUUUCUCUUUUAUAUUCAAUCAGUCUCUUAUAA